AUGGACGCCCGGCCGAGAGACGUGGGCAUCAAGGCCCUUGAGCUGUACUUUCCCAGCCAAUGCGUGGAUCAAGCAGACCUUGAGAAGUUCGAUGGUGUCAGCCAGGGCAAAUACACCAUUGGCCUGGGCCAAACCAAGAUGAGCUUCUGCGACGACCGGGAAGACAUCUACUCCCUCGCCCUCACCACCGUUUCCUCCCUCUUGAAAAAGUACGAGAUUGACCCGAAAUCGAUUGGCCGCCUCGAGGUUGGCACUGAGACGCUCCUGGACAAGUCGAAGUCGGUCAAGACUGUGCUGAUGCAGCUUUUUGCUCCAUCCGGCAACACAAACAUCGAGGGUGUGGAUACUGUCAAUGCCUGCUACGGUGGGACCAACGCCCUGUUCAACACCAUCAACUGGAUGGAGUCGUCGGCAUGGGACGGCCGAAACGCCAUCGUGGUCAUGGGAGACAUUGCACUCUACAAGAAGGGCAACGCCAGACCGACUGGAGGUGCUGGCUGCGUGGCCAUGUUGGUCGGCCCAGAUGCGCCAUUGGCGUUCGAGCCUGGCCAGCGAGGAAGCUUCGUCAAGCACGCUUACGACUUCUACAAGGCCGACCUGACCAGCGAGUACCCUCUUGUUGACGGCCAGUACUCGAUCCAGUGCUACACGGAGGCAGUUGAUGAGUGCUACAAGGCGUACAACGCACGGGAAGAGCAGAUCAAGAGCAAGCUGAACGGACACGCAAAUGGAGUACACGCUGAGCAGGAGACCCCUCUCGACCGCUUCGACUACAUGUGCUUCCACGCACCAACCUGCAAACUCGUCUCCAAGAGCUACGCGCGACUGUUGUACAACGACUACCUGAAGAACCCAGAGAACCCAAUCUUCAAGGACGUGCCUGCUGAGGUCAAGGACAUUCCUUACCAGCAAUCCAUCACCGACAAGACGAUCGAGAAGACCUUCAUGGGCCUGGCCAAGAAGCGGUUCGCACAGCGUGUGCAGCCAUCGAUCGAAGUCCCAACCAUGUGCGGUAACAUGUACUGCGCAUCUGUCUACGGUUCGCUGGUCUCGCUCCUCAGCAACAUCUCGUCCGACGACCUGCAAGGCAAGCGCGUCACCAUCUUCUCCUACGGCUCUGGUCUUGCUGCGUCCAUGUUCUCGCUGAAGAUCAGGGGAAGCACCGAGGAGUUGAAGCAGAAGCUCGACCUGCACAACCGAUUGGAGUCUCGCCGCACUGUCGCUCCAGAAGUGUACGAUGAGAUGUGCAACCUCCGCGAGAAGGCGCACUUGAAGAAGGAGUACAAGCCCCAGGGCAGCACUGACACCAUUCGUCCAGGCACCUACUACCUCACCAACGUGGACGACAUGUUCCGGAGGUUCUACGAGGUCAAGGCAUAA
Molecule: messenger RNA, 1380 nt
Organism: Zasmidium cellare ATCC 36951
Lineage: Eukaryota; Fungi; Ascomycota; Dothideomycetes; Mycosphaerellales; Mycosphaerellaceae
Exons: 3
Coding region: 1-1380 (459 amino acids)
Biological process (GO): ergosterol biosynthetic process; acetyl-CoA metabolic process
Molecular function (GO): hydroxymethylglutaryl-CoA synthase activity
Source: RefSeq, a predicted model, not a curated record